GCUUUCCCCAACGAAUAAUAAUAUAAAAGAAAGCUGUUCAAUCCAUGCAAGCACACGAUGACAUUGUCAAGGCUAUUCUAAGCUCCUUGCCGACUUCCGGCUCUGGAGAUCAGGACGGACUGCCUAGCCUCGAGCAAGCCAUAUACCAGGCGGAAAACUUCAUUCGAGCAAUUGAUUGGUCGCAGCCUUGGCUCAUUGCACUGGUUGCAUUCCAUGUCACUUCGUUCUUGACUCUCAUUCUGUCUCGAAAUAAGCACGACCUGCUCUCCGGGCUGCUCUUUUUCUUCAUCUUCCUGGCCUGCCUCUCGCAGCCUUUGAACGGAUUCUUGUCGAGCAACUGGGAGCAUUUUGCAUCGGCAAACUAUUUCGACCAGUCCGGCUUGUUCCUCGCCACUGUCUAUUCACUACCACUGAUCCUCAACUGUAUAUUAGCACUGGUGCUUGUUCUUCGAGCAACAUGCACAAUGCUUGUUAGUGUCAAGCGCAAGCAGCUGGAACGACAAUUAAAGGCAAAGAAAAGUGCAAAAAAGAAUGACUGA
Messenger RNA from Umbelopsis ramanniana AG, 539 nucleotides. RefSeq lists its product as uncharacterized. Lineage: Eukaryota; Fungi; Mucoromycota; Umbelopsidomycetes; Umbelopsidales; Umbelopsidaceae. Bases 45 to 539 code for a protein of 164 amino acids. The transcript has 5 exons. The record is from RefSeq and is a predicted model, not a curated record.